CCCCAAAAAAAAAGACACGCAUAGAGACAGCUAUCAAUCUUUUAGGGCGCGGCACGUAAUAGAUUACAUGUGAAGGUCGUGUUCGUAAAGUGUUUUUAGUUUAUUUUGGAAUUUCGGAUACUCUCUGCGAAACCCCGUCUCAAAAGCCCUAAACAGGGGACGGCGGAGAGGUGGAGUGCUCCAGAGACCACCAUGGCUCGAUCGCGACGGAAGUACAAGAACUCCAGGCCCAAGGUCCGCGUCGGGCUCCCCAAGAAGAAGCCCGGCGUCUUCAAGCCCGCCGUUGACAUCCCUCCGGCUCUCGCCGCCGCCGCCGCCACCGCCGGGGAAAAGAGGGAGUGGGACAACAAGGGCAGUGUCAUCCGCAAUUACCGUUCUUUUGGCGUCGUUGCGAACCCUAACGUCCUCGGCGUCCGCGCCCGCACCGCUCACAUCGUCCAGAGCUCCUCCCUUCAGGUCCCGGACCGUGAGGCGCCGCCCGUAUCCGAGUUCGAUCCCAUUGAUAGCGGCAGCGAUCUCGAAUCUGACGAUUUGAAGUCUGCACUGAGGAAAAAGCGAAGGGAUGGAAAAACAGCGCCUUUGCAGCCCCUGACCACAAUGCAACGUGUUUAUAUUGGCAGGUUGAUUGAGAAGUAUGGUGAUGACUACCAGGCAAUGUUCAUGGAUACAAAGCUGAAUUCAAUGCAACAUUCAGUGGCCACCCUGAAGAAGCUAUGCCAACGAUAUUAUGUGCAAGGAAAGCAUUUUGUCACAUCCUAGUGCCUCUCGGCAAAGCAGAUUGUAAGAGAUGCUUUUGAGGGCCUUGUUUUUCUUUUGGUACGAGGAACCUCAUGGCUGUUGUAUGAGCGUGGUGCACUUGUUUUGCAAAACGACCUCGAUAAGAACGUAAUUAGCGGAUUUUUAUUGAAUGACUACUCGAGAAUUUGUUACCAAA
Molecule: messenger RNA, 934 nt
Organism: Elaeis guineensis (African oil palm)
Lineage: Eukaryota; Viridiplantae; Streptophyta; Magnoliopsida; Arecales; Arecaceae
Biological process (GO): ribosomal large subunit biogenesis
Cellular component (GO): nucleolus
Source: RefSeq, a predicted model, not a curated record